Naumovozyma castellii is the source of this 276-nucleotide messenger RNA. It is a transcript of the gene RSM19, whose product is annotated as mitochondrial 37S ribosomal protein uS19m. The record is from RefSeq and is a predicted model, not a curated record. NCBI's taxonomy places the organism in Eukaryota, Fungi, Ascomycota, Saccharomycetes, Saccharomycetales, Saccharomycetaceae. The transcript has a single exon. Bases 1 to 276 code for a protein of 91 amino acids.
AUGAAGUGUGCAUUAAGGUUACUAUCACGUUCAGCAUGGAAGGGCCCCAACAUCGUCCCCUUACCCAUCAAAGAAGCCAUGAGUAAAGGAACCCCCAUUAGAACAAAUGCUAGAUCCGCAACGAUAUUACCACAGUUCAUUGGAUUAAAAUUUCAAAUACAUAAUGGGAAGGAAUAUAUGCCUUUGGAAGUCACGGAGGAUAUGGUUGGAAGGAAAUUGGGGGAGUUUGCUCCGACGAGGAAGAGAUUUAGUUACACUCAGACAAAGAAUAAGUAG